ACCACAUUACUCGACGUUGCACCUCCCUAAACCUUGUCCGUAUAGCUUCUUUUCGAGCUCAAUGCGCAAUCUCACUUCCUCUUGUUCCAUAAGAGCUUUCUCAUCUUCCCCACUUCUCCGCUCCAAUCAUCUUCCUUCAUAUUCACCUUCCAGAAAAUCUACACCUUCAAUUCAAUGCGCCGUUCAGUUCCGUCCUUGCAUCGACAUUCACAAGGGGAAAGUGAAACAAAUUGUCGGGUCAACCCUUAAAGAUUUGAAAGGGGAUGAUGGGUCGGAUCCAAUUACCAAUUUUGAGUCUGAUAAAUCAGCAGCUGAGUAUGCCACACUUUACAAACAAGAUGGACUCAAAGGUGGUCAUGUUAUCAUGCUUGGUGCUGAUCCUUUGAGUAAAGCUGCUUCCCUUGAGGCAUUGCAUGCUUAUCCUGGUGGAAGGAGGCUUGUGUUGGAUCUCAGUUGCAGGAAAAAGGAUGGUAAAUAUGCAAUUGUCACCGAUAGAUGGCAGAAGUUCAGUGACGUGUCACUUGAUGCUGAAGUAAUGCAGUUUCUUGCUAACUUUGCCGACGAGUUUCUGGUUCAUGGUGUGGACGUUGAAGGAAAGAAGUUGGGAAUCGAUGAAGAGCUCGUGGCUUUGCUUGGCAACUAUUCACCGAUUCCUGUCACCUAUGCUGGUGGUGUGACUGUGAUGGAUGAUUUAGAGAGGAUAAAAACAGCGGGAAUGGAAAAUGUCGAUGUUACCGUAGGAAGUGCCUUGGACAUUUUUGGAGGAAACCUGGCUUAUGAAGAUGUUGUAGCUUGGCAUAACCAACAAAAGGUCCCCGUGGCUUAAGUAAGCAUCGUUGAGAAUUGUUGGGGGCAGGGGUGGAUGUGCUCUGAGCAAGGUUUGU
Molecule: messenger RNA, 884 nt
Organism: Lathyrus oleraceus (garden pea)
Lineage: Eukaryota; Viridiplantae; Streptophyta; Magnoliopsida; Fabales; Fabaceae
Product: 1-(5-phosphoribosyl)-5-[(5-phosphoribosylamino)methylideneamino] imidazole-4-carboxamide isomerase, chloroplastic
Exons: 8
Coding region: 62-826 (254 amino acids)
Biological process (GO): L-histidine biosynthetic process; L-tryptophan biosynthetic process
Cellular component (GO): cytoplasm
Molecular function (GO): 1-(5-phosphoribosyl)-5-[(5-phosphoribosylamino)methylideneamino]imidazole-4-carboxamide isomerase activity
Source: RefSeq, a predicted model, not a curated record